This is a messenger RNA of Fibroporia radiculosa, 1437 nucleotides long. RefSeq lists its product as uncharacterized. The record is from RefSeq and is a predicted model, not a curated record. Lineage: Eukaryota; Fungi; Basidiomycota; Agaricomycetes; Polyporales; Fibroporiaceae. The transcript is spliced from 4 exons. The coding region runs from base 1 to 1437 and encodes 478 amino acids. Gene Ontology annotation, molecular function: protein binding.
AUGAGUCCCAUGCUAGAUAUAUCUCGGACCAGUCAACUACCACCCGAGUUAUGGGAAGAUAUUAUCAAGUACUCCACUCCAUCCUCGCUGCGUGCUUGUCUAUCUGUGUCCAGGCUCUUUCACGAUCUCGCUGUGCGAUUUCUGUUUUCUACGAUCCACAUCCAGUUCGGGGCACUAUCUCCCCAUGGCCUAUCCCCCGAGGAACACGAAAGACGAGUGGCCAGGAAUUGCUCCAUCGGAUCUGAUAUCUUAUGCUAUAUCGCAAGCAAACCCUCUUUUGCUGUGGUCGUGAAAAAAAUCGUAGUGCAUUCCUACAUGGUGGGCCCAUAUGUCUUUGAUCGACAACUCUUGAUUGAUGCCGUAUCAAAGUUAAGCAAUCUCUCGUGUUUUGUCUGGUACGGUGUGGCAUCGAGCGUAUCUGCCACUCUUGUGCUAAAUCGUCCCGAUCUCGAUCCAGCUAAUGGAGACAUCAGGAUCCCUCUAGCCUCGUCUCUUCCGCUUCGACGAAUCCAAAAUCUCCGGUCUUUGUCUUUGGAGUGGUGGGCUGACGAGCUCGAGCAUGAGGAUCCCGAAUUGGAGCUUACGGAAGUGCGCGACAUGAUCGAGGCAAACACAGACACGCUGCAAGAAUUGGAGAUUUGUGCUCCACACUGUCGGUCGUUUCCUCUACGCACCCUCCGAAAUCUGGUAUACUUGCAUCUCAUUGAUGCUCCGCUAGAUAACAUCGAGACUGUGUUUCGUUAUGGCGACCAGCUCGAAGCCCUCUCGAUCGUACCGGAUGUUCACUGUGUCCAGGAGCUCUUCUCGGUGAUCGCCUCACAUCCAAAACGCCUUCCGCGGCUAUCCUCCUUCAAGCUGAUUCAGUCGGACGACGACGAAUGGCGUCCCGAUGUAUCCGACAUGGCUGCACUGGCUGAAUUCUUUCGGACGAAAAAUAUGCGUAGACUGGACUGUAAGCUAUGUGUGGACUGCACGACAUCCCUACCUUUUCUGCAAAUGCUGCAAAAUCUCAAGAACCUGCAAGUGCUCGGUAUUGGUCUGAUUUCUCCGACAUUUGUCCAGAACGACUCUCUCUCCUUUACCAACUACAUUCCCAAGAAUAUCUCUGCACUGCGCCUCCGCCUGGGAUACGACGGGACGAUCAUUGGACGAGACGUCAUUCUUCAUCUAUGGGACCACUUUGAAGGCCUCCGUUAUGCGCAUAUCGUCGUCUCAACUGUCCCAGAUAUUACCCUUGCUAUGUUGAUCUCUUCCAAUAGCAAGCAGGACCUGGAGCUGAUUGCCUACAACGGGCGCGUCUUCCCUUUGGAACGAACAAUCGACAAUGUAUGUGUAGGCAAGUCGUGGAGUGAAUGCAAGACUACCACUCGCGCGGUGGAGGACUUUGGUAAUGAGGAUUGGGAGUGGUUGUCCAGGCAUUACAUGGUAUAUUGGUAA